AUGUCGCAACCUAAAGUGAUUAUUGUAUCAUCGGAUGAUGAAAAAUUCCCCGUAGAAUUGAAAGUGGCAGAGAAAUCUAUUUUGAUUAAGAACAUGGUGAACGAUUUAAACCCUGACGGAUUGGAAGAAGAUUUUGAAUUGCCAACUCCCAACGUAAAAUCUACUGUUUUAGCCAAAGUUUUGGAGUGGUGUGAGCAUCACAAGGAUUCUAUAUUUCCAGAUGAUGAUGAAGAAGAUGCCAAGAAGAGUGCUCCAGUUGACGAGUGGGAUAAGAAUUUCUUACAGGUAGACCAAGAGAUGCUUUACGAGAUUAUCUUAGCUGCGAACUACUUAAACAUUAGACCAUUGCUUGACAGUGGGUGUAAGAUUGUCGCGGAAAUGAUCAGGGGGAAAAGUCCAGAAGAAUUGAGAAGGACAUUCAAUAUUGUGAAUGACUUCAGUCCUGAGGAAGAAGCUGCUAUCAGGAGAGAGAACGAAUGGGCAGAAGACCGUUAA
Molecule: messenger RNA, 495 nt
Organism: Dujonia railenensis
Lineage: Eukaryota; Fungi; Ascomycota; Pichiomycetes; Serinales; Debaryomycetaceae
Source: the annotation of a GenBank genome assembly